This is a messenger RNA of Peromyscus eremicus (cactus mouse), 1005 nucleotides long. RefSeq names its product olfactory receptor 51M1. Gene Ontology annotation, molecular function: G protein-coupled receptor activity; olfactory receptor activity. The record is from RefSeq and is a predicted model, not a curated record. The transcript has a single exon. The coding region runs from base 1 to 1005 and encodes 334 amino acids. Gene Ontology annotation, biological process: G protein-coupled receptor signaling pathway. Gene Ontology annotation, cellular component: membrane. NCBI's taxonomy places the organism in Eukaryota, Metazoa, Chordata, Mammalia, Rodentia, Cricetidae.
AUGCCAGCCCAGUAUCUUGUUACUUCUCAAUUCAUGGUCCUGUCCAACAUUACUCACUUUAGUCCCAUGUUCUACCUCAGUAGCUUUCCUGGUUUGGAAGCCUUUAAACACUGGAUUUUCAUCCCCUUUUUCUUGAUGUACCUGGUGGCAAUCUCAGGCAAUUGUCUCAUUCUGAUGAUUAUUAAGACCAGCCCUCGUCUGCACACUCCCAUGUACUAUCUGCUCUCCUUGCUGGCGCUCACUGACCUGGGGCUGUCAGUGUCUACCUUGCCCACCACUGUGAGUAUUUUUUGGUUCAACUACCAUAGCAUUUAUUUUGAAGCCUGCCAAAUCCAGAUGUUCUGCAUCCACUCUUUUUCCUUCAUGGAGUCUGCAGUGCUCCUUGUCAUGUCCUUUGAUCGUUUUGUGGCCAUCUGCCAUCCCCUGAGGUACUCAGUCAUUAUCACUGCUGAGAGAGUGAUGAGGGCAGGCCUAUGCGUCAUCCUCAGGGGGCCUGUAGCCCUUAUCCCGAUUGUCCUCCUCCUGAAGGCUUUUCCCUACUGUGGACCUCUUGUCCUCUCCCACUCAUUUUGCCUACACCAGGAAGUGAUACACCUGGCAUGUGUAGACACCACCUUCAACAACCUAUAUGGACUGUCACUGGUGGUGUUUACCGUGAUGCUGGACCUGGUGCUCAUUGCACUGUCCUAUGGCUUCAUCCUGUACACUGUGGCAGGACUGGCUUCCCAAGAGGAGCAGAUCCGAGCCUUCCAAACAUGUACUUCACAUCUCUGUGCUGUGCUCGUGUUCUUUGUGCCCAUGACAGGGCUGUCCCUGGUUCACCGCUUUGGGAAACAUGCUCCACCUGCUGUGCAUCUUCUCAUGGCCAACAUCUACCUCUUUGUACCACCCAUGCUUAACCCAGUCAUAUAUAGUAUUAAGACCAAGGAGAUCCGAAGGGCAAUCAUAAAGCUCCUGGGCUUUAGAAAGGACAAUUCUGAGUCCUGGGGAGAAAUGCAUCACUGA